CAUGCUCAAUAGUAGCUAAAGCUUUCAGGGGGAAGGGCAUAAGUAGUAACUAGUAAAGCAUAAACAGCAUUUCUGGCAACUAGACAUUAAAGAGCUCUUCAUUUUAAAGGUAUAGAUAGAGAGAGUGGAGGGUGAGGGGUAUGUAUGUAUAGGAAGUUUUGAACCUUUUUUGAAGGUAGCUUGGAGUAAAGGGUUUGGUAUCUGUGCAGUUUGAGGUAUUUGUCCUUAAUUUGGAAGGAAAUAAGGCAUUGAAGAUUAAUAUUCACUUACUUUAUUGUAGAUAGAUAGUCAAUGUACAUGUAUAAUGGCCUUGCAUGUGAUAAUAAUUACUGUAUUAUACAAACACAGGGAAAAAGGAUAAAGGAAAUUAAAGGAAGAUGAGCUACGGUGUGUUGCUGAGGGGUCUUCCGUACGACUGUUCUACUGACGACAUAAUGCAAUUCUUUAAUGCAAUCAACCUUUAUAAGAACAGCGUGGAAAUGGUACACAUGUUUAAUGGUCGCUUCUCUGGUAUCGCACACGUGAAGCUAAGGAGUCGGGACGAUGUGAAGCUUGCACUGCUUAUGGACCAGAAUCAUAUUGGAGAUAGGUAUAUCGACGUGAUGGAAAUCAGUGAGGAGAAGUUAGAGCAGAUAAGAGAUGCUUCUAUUUCUGGGAUAGCAAGGACCGAGCUUCAUCGAAUGUGUAACAGUGACGCUCCUGUAGGGAGUGGUCGUCCUCCCCUCCCUCCUCCUCGUAGUGUUGAGAAAGGACGCAGGAUGAGUGGCAGAGGUGGAAGGUACUCGGAUGGCAGGGAGGGCUACAGUAGAGAUCGUUCAAGGUCUCCUCCACCUCCUUCCUUUAAACCAAUGCAUGUACGGACACGUUUUGCAUACGUGAGAGGUUUUCCUCAGGAUACUCUGUACAAAGGUGUGAGGCAGUUCUUCGAUGGAUGCCUUAUUGGUAAGAGUUGCGUUCACCUCUUCAGAGGUGAGGAUGACCGGUUCCGUGGUGAUGGGUACAUCGAGUUUGGAAACUCUGACGAACUAAAGAAAGCUCUAAGACGCAGUGGUGGAUUAUACAAAGGAAUGCAUAGAAUCACUAUAGAACCUUGCUCGGAGGCUGAGGUCUCCGAUAUGAAACCUUACAUGAUGGAUGCUACUCGUCCUGUUGCCGGGAGCGGAAGGAGAGAGAGACCUGAGAGUGAUCGCUUUGAAGACUCGGAUAUUGGCGGGUACAGGCAUUCUUCAAGGGAAGGGGAUUAUGGCGGAUACCGGGAUGAACACCGAGGGAACGGAAGAGGGAGGGAGAGUCGGUACAUGGAAGGAGAGUACCAUCAUGAUAGGUGGGUGAGGGAGUAUCGCCACAGUGAUCAUUUCCCUCCCUCUGAGCCUCCAUUGGGCCGUCGGAGUCAAUUUAGUAGUAGAGGAGGGAGUGAGAGGGUGAGAGAGACUAGAAGGGAAUUUGAUCAUGAUCAUUUCCCUUACAUUACUUCUAGUAGCAGUAGCAGCAGUCGGGGAGGAGGUGGCCAUUACGGUAGUAGUGGAUUAUCUCUUGCUUCUAGUGGUACUCCUUCAUCCUCCUCGCGUGAUAGGAAGACGCUUCGAGUUGAAGGUCUCUCCUCUUCUGCUACCAUUACGGAUAUUGUUGGAUUCUUCAGGAAUUAUGGAGUGGAAUACGAGUUUGUUAGGAUGCAGUGUUUUGAUGAUGGGACUCCCAAUGGUAGAGCUUUUGUUACAUUUCCAUCGGAGAGGAUUGCGUUGGCUGCACUGCAUGACAUGAACAAACGUCUCUUGAAAAACACUUACGUUGACUUGAGCCUAAUCAACUGAAGGGAAGAAAAGGCCAAAGGAAGACAAAGACUGUUAAUUUUUACAUUCUGUUUCUCCUUCAUGGUUUGUCUCUUUUUGUCUUUCAAAAAGUUUGUAGUAUAA
Molecule: messenger RNA, 1913 nt
Organism: Amphimedon queenslandica
Lineage: Eukaryota; Metazoa; Porifera; Demospongiae; Haplosclerida; Niphatidae
Product: 6-phosphogluconolactonase-like
Exons: 2
Coding region: 378-1811 (477 amino acids)
Biological process (GO): carbohydrate metabolic process; pentose-phosphate shunt
Molecular function (GO): 6-phosphogluconolactonase activity; RNA binding
Source: RefSeq, a predicted model, not a curated record